Messenger RNA from Ustilaginoidea virens, 2241 nucleotides. RefSeq lists its product as uncharacterized. Gene Ontology annotation, molecular function: RNA binding; metal ion binding. Gene Ontology annotation, biological process: negative regulation of DNA-templated transcription. The transcript has 3 exons. Bases 1 to 2241 code for a protein of 746 amino acids. Lineage: Eukaryota; Fungi; Ascomycota; Sordariomycetes; Hypocreales; Clavicipitaceae. Gene Ontology annotation, cellular component: nucleus. The record is from RefSeq and is a predicted model, not a curated record.
AUGGUUUCUGAUGAACAUUACGACCUGUGCCUGCCCGUCCUGCGGGACUCGACUUUGGAAGAUGAGGAUAAAACCGACAAGCUGGAGGAACUUUUGAGGAAGGAAACCAACCUGGUCGGAUCGUCUCUCGACAAUGCAAUACUGGAUGCUUUGUGGAGAUUUCGGGACGGAGGAGGCUCGUCUGCCUCGCCUCCUCCCAUCCGAUCGUCCAUUCUACGGCGGCCCUCUCCUGCUUCCUGGCGAGCAUCUCCCACCCCCCUCUCGGCAUCCCCAAGACUUGCGGUUAGCCCCCUCGCGCCUCCAGGCUUCAUCCCGUCCACUUUCGGCAGAGCCAAAUCCUCUACCGCUUCGCCAUUCUCCUCGCCCCGAGCAUCUCCCCGUCUCGCUCUUGCGACGCCUGUAAUCCCACACAGCCCGAACCUGAACGCGUACGAAUUCGCCAGCGACCCCACUCCCGCACCCGAAAUCCUGGGAGAUUAUCAGUCAGAGAAUGUUGAAUGGCUGCUUAAUGACGACGCGGUCAGCAUUGCGUCGUCCAUGGGCAGCUCGAGCGUCUUGAAUGCUGCUGCGCCGGAAUUCUCGUCCCUGUCCUCGCAACAGACGGACAUGUCUCCUUACGACAUGCUGCGAUCGAUACUGGGUCCCGCGAGGACAGACGAGGAAAUCGAGUCGGCUUUGGCUACUCAUGGCUACAACCUCAGUGCCACGGUUGCGUCCAUCAUGGAAGGUCAAAGUCAAGAUGAGGGGGCUCCUCUCAGCAGCUCGGACGAACCCAAGACCGUCUUGAUCGGCAAGUCGAUAUCCCUGGACGGACGACCAGCCACCCCCAGCAAUCAAUCCAAGGCUGGUGUGAUAUGCAAGUUUUACAUGUCGACGGGUCAGUGCUUGCGGGCCGACUGCCGAUUCAGUCACGACUUGAGCAAUCAUCUUUGCAAAUACUGGAUCAUGGGUAGCUGCCUCGCGGGCGAUACGUGCGUAUUCUCUCAUGAUCCUUCAAAGUUUGUAAAUAAGCUGUGCCUGGAUGAUUCCGCUAGCGUAGGCGAAGAGCAAGGGACCUUUCAAGUUCAAGACCCAAGUUCAUUCCCCGCGUUGCAACCAGGAAGCUCGGAUGCAGGAGGCAACGCAGGAGGCAACGCAGGAGGCAACGCAGGAGUCAAUGCUGGGGUCAACGCUGGAGUCAACGCUGGAGGCGGCGGCGGCGCAAGCCUCCUAUUUGCUGGCCUGAAUCCGCCUCACGGGCCAAGAGUCUUGCAGGGCACCGAAAGUCCCAGGUUGCGCUCCCGGCCUGGUAGUCGGCACCAGAGCAAGGACAUCAGUGCUAAUGCGCCGGCCAUUGACGACAACGAGGCCUUUCCGUCUCUCGGGUCUGCUUCCAGCAAACCAGGCAAGAAACAUCACGGCAAGCGCGGUGGGCAUGGCCACAAAGAAAACGUCGCAAACUCCUUGGCCGACAUUGUCAAGAUGGCGCCGACGCCUCCUCCGGGAUCGCCGAGGUCCGAGUCGAGGAAGACGGCGAAUGGGAACCCUGGCAGCAACAAGACGGGCGAGAACAGCGCGGCAGCUCAGGCAAUCCCGAGUCCAAAGCACAUUCCCUGGCUGGAGACGGGCAAUAGGGCGAACAAGGCCUAUCUCAAGGCUCGUCAAGAAGCCAUCAAACACGGCGGUUUACGCAACAAGUUUCUGCAGAGUGCGGCUCAAGCUUGGAAUAGGAACGACGCCAGAGCGGCCAAGGCGCUCAGUCUGCGCGGACAAAGCGAAAACGACUUGAUGCGAAAAGCACAUAGAGAGGCAGCGCGUGAACUGUACGAAGAUCGGAACAAGAGCACGGGCAACUCGGCCGAGAUCUACGUCGAUCUUCACGGGCUCCACCCGGAGGAAGCGGUGGAGUACCUGGAAAAGGUGCUCAUGGACAACAGCAAGGAGUGGCGACCGGUCUACGCCAUCACCGGAACGGGGCACCACAGCAAAAACGGCAAGGACAAGGUGGGCAGGGCCAUCCGCAACUUCCUCGGCGAGUGGCGGUACGCAUACCGCGAGUUCUCGGUACCCGGGGAUCGCAACAACAUGGGAGGGAUUCUCGGGAUCGAUGCUCGAAGCUGGGACAAGUCGCUGGCGAGGAAGGAAGCUGCAGAGGACAAGGGGGAGGUUGACAUACUGAGCCAAGGGGUUGAGAUUGGGGAUGGGAAAGUGAGGCUGCUGGUAAGGGAUCCGCCAAAGGGCCCGAGUGGUCGUCGGUGGUGA